CCCCACAGCGCAAGUGGCUCAUUACUACAAACUCGUGUGUUACCACUUCGCCUGCUCCUCGAAGUACGGUCAGAGAUCAUGGUGACCGCAACACUGACACGCCGAUCAGGACACUACCCCUGUUUCCUGUAUCCAUAGGAUAAUCUAUAAGCCAGGUCAAACAGAGCUAUGCAAAAACCUAAGCUACGGUCGCUAUGGAAUACACUAUGAACGUGUCUUGACGUCGUCUACCCCAUUGAAAAAAAUGAAUGCUUACUUCACCGCGAGCCGUGAGUCGGGACGCUGUGAACUAAGCCACCAGGACAGAACGACUGCUGUCUCGUGGUUUAAGGGUGCAAUUCUCAACAGGCCAGGGUGGCUGGGAGCCAUAUCCCAGAAUGCGGAGAGUUUGUUGGAAAUUUCCGUGUAUGUUUGGAGCGUGCUUGUUCUGUGUAAUACUUUAUGAUCGCAGUGAAGUGUUUCCAACAGAAGAGUAUUUUAUUCCACGUAAGGAAAUACUUAACCGACUGAACUAUGACGUGUUGCUCUCGCCCGCACACAACUCGUGCUCUCUGGCCGUUGACUUGCUUGUGUUUGUGCUGUCUGUCGUUAAAGACAGGGAGAAAAGAAGCAGCAUCCGCAACACAUGGGGCCGAGUUGACAACACGUGGCCUUUGGUCAAUUUCGGACGUUCUGUGAAGGUAGUAUUUCUGUUCGGAGUUGCUCCAACACCCGAGGAAAACCUAGAGCUAAAAUCCGAGUCUCGAAUGCACAAUGAUGUCCUUCAGAUAAACGUGACGGAAUCCUAUUUCAUACCAACACUGAAGAUCAUGAUGGCUUUUAAAUGGAUGAAAGAGAGAUGCUCCAAAGUGAGGUAUGUCAUGAAGACGGAUGACGAUGUGUUUGUAAAUUUGCCGUUCAUGAUGGAGCGAGUUGAAAGCAUAAAUGGACGUUUUAUUCUCGGUGAUAGACUUCCACGUGCACUCUGUCACAGAUCUGGAAAACACACCGUGUCUCCUAAAGAGUACCCGUUUGUGUUCUACCCGGCAUAUUUGAUUGGAUACGCUUACAUCAUGCCUGCUGAAGUGACUUUGGCGAUGCUAAAUGCCUUCUACCGUAUGCCCUUUCUAAAAAUCGAGGACGUGUACAUUGGGGGGAUACUGCCCCGAGCGACGAGAACCUCAGUGCUGCAGAUUCAUCCCUCUUGGUACGAAAAUGGUCAAAAGGUAGACAUUUGUGAUUUCUCACAGAACAAACUGAUAGCUGGUGCCAAUAUUGAUAAUAACACUAUUUUUAGAAUUUGGCAAACCUUUAAAGAGCCAUGGCGUUGUAGAAAAUAAUUUGAUUUUACAAGCAAUGAUUCUGAGGAUCUAGUCACUCUCGGCGGACCAAGUGGUUACAAUAACGUUCAUUGGUUGUGCCGCAAUAUCACAAUAUCGUAAUUAAGGCAGUACCUAUAUUUCAUGUGUAACUUAUUUUGCGUGAAUUCGUUUGGCUAAUAUAUUCUAAUAAAUUGUCACUGUAACUGCGAACGUUGUAACCACUAGCUUUACCAUCACGUAUAACUGUGUGAAUGUUUUAGUAAUAUUGAAAACUGACGUCCAUAUUAAAGCCUCCGUCCACAUUAUGUAUGUAUGACGUAUAGACAGUUAUGAAAGAAUUGUGAUUCGAUUACCUAGUGUGUCAUGUCUCUAUUGAUUUUUUUAUAUGGCGGAAUAAUGUAUUGUUAAACCAUGUUAUUCUGGAUAAAGAUUUAAACGGAA
This is a messenger RNA of Haliotis rufescens (red abalone), 1742 nucleotides long. Its product is annotated as beta-1,3-galactosyltransferase 5-like. NCBI's taxonomy places the organism in Eukaryota, Metazoa, Mollusca, Gastropoda, Lepetellida, Haliotidae. The transcript has a single exon. The coding region runs from base 378 to 1319 and encodes 313 amino acids. The record is from RefSeq and is a predicted model, not a curated record. Gene Ontology annotation, molecular function: hexosyltransferase activity. Gene Ontology annotation, cellular component: membrane.